AUGCCGGGGCCCCGACCGCCCGCCGAGGCCGCCGCCGCUACAGACGGGACAGCUCCACGAGGGGAACAUCAUCACUGCUGCACGGUCACCUCCCGACGCCAGCGACGCGCCACGCCACGCACCCUCCGCCGAGCACGAUCUCAUGUCCACUGCCGCCGGCGUGCCGAGAUGACCGGAGUCGCCAACCAUGUGCUGAAGCCGCAGUCCCAGGCCCCGCUGGUGCCUGUCCCCCCACUACCGUUCCCGGACCUAUGCGCCCGCCUCGACGACCGCAUAUCCGCCUUCCUGCGCGACGACGACGUGAAGGACGUCCGCCUACGCGCUGUCCAGGAGCAGACGCGCAUUGCAUUGGGCGUCAUUGAAGACGCUCUGCUGCGCUACAGCCUCGACGAGCUCGCGUUAUCCUACAAUGGCGGCAAGGACUGCCUUGUCCUCCUCGUUCUGUACCUCUGCGCCCUUCAUCGCCGCAGCGUGGCCACCGGUACCCCACUGCCCGAGACCAUUCAGACUGUCUACAUACAGUCCUCGCACCCGUUCCCCGAAGUCGAGCAGUUCGUCACCGACUCGUGCCAUGCCUACAGCCUUACGCUCGCGAGCUACGGCGGAUCCAUGAAGACGGCAUUCGAGUCGUACUUGCGCGACUAUCCUUCCGUCAAAGCUAUAUUUGUCGGCACACGCCGCACCGAUCCACACGGUGAACACUUGAAACACUUUGAUCCUACGGACCAUGGCUGGCCGAGUUUCAUGCGCAUACAUCCGGUCAUAGACUGGCAUUAUGUCGAAAUCUGGACUUUUAUUCGCCACCUUGAUAUUCCGUACUGCCCGCUGUACGACCAAGGCUACACUUCUCUCGGCGGCACGACCGACACCCACCCUAAUCCCGCUUUGCGCAUUCCAUCGCCCGACCUGAACAGUGGUAGUCGUGACGAAAAAUUCAGGCCCGCCUAUGAACUCGUCGAGGACUACGAAGAGCGUCUUGGCCGCGACAGGGGUACCAAUUCGACCAAGGAAGCACCCAAACCAUCACCAUGA
Messenger RNA from Diplodia corticola, 1032 nucleotides. Its product is annotated as fad synthetase. Gene Ontology annotation, biological process: FAD biosynthetic process. The transcript is spliced from 3 exons. Gene Ontology annotation, molecular function: FMN adenylyltransferase activity. The record is from RefSeq and is a predicted model, not a curated record. The coding region runs from base 1 to 1032 and encodes 343 amino acids. NCBI's taxonomy places the organism in Eukaryota, Fungi, Ascomycota, Dothideomycetes, Botryosphaeriales, Botryosphaeriaceae.